Ictalurus furcatus (blue catfish) is the source of this 618-nucleotide messenger RNA. RefSeq names its product tripartite motif-containing protein 16-like. The record is from RefSeq and is a predicted model, not a curated record. The transcript is spliced from 6 exons. Lineage: Eukaryota; Metazoa; Chordata; Actinopteri; Siluriformes; Ictaluridae. Bases 1 to 618 code for a protein of 205 amino acids.
AUGAAAUCCCAGCAGAGGAUACAGGAGAAGCAGGAGAAGGUGCAGGAGCUGAAACAGAGUGUGGACACUAUUAAGAGGCGUUCACAGGCAGCAGUAGAUGAGAGUGAGAAGAUCUUUACUGAGCUGUUCAGCUCCAUGGAGAAAAAGCGCUCGGAGGUGAAGGAGCUGAUCAGAGCUCAGGAGAAUGCUGAACUGAGUCGAGCUGAACGACUCCUGAAGCAACUGGAGCAGGAGAUUGCUGAUCUUAAGAGGAGAGUCACUGAGCUGGAGCAGCUUUCACACACACACGAUCACAUCCACUUCCUCCAGAGUUUCCCGUCUCUCUGUGUUUCUCCUGGAUCUGAGGACUCACCCAGCUUCACUGUCAGUCAACAUCUCUCAUUUGAUGGAGUGAGGAAACCUCUCUCAGAUCUGAAAAAACGAGUCGAGGAAAUCUGUGAGGAGGAAUUCAACAAAAUCCGUCCACAAUUUGCAGCAGUUCAGAUGAUUUUAGUCUCAGAACCAGAGAGCAGAGAAGAUUUCCUGCAGUGGGCACAACAGCAGGACCAGAGACUGGCUCAACAGCAGCAACAACAUGGAGACAGUGAUGAUGGGACAGUUCUGCCUUUUGAAGAAUAA